Molecule: messenger RNA, 3099 nt
Organism: Aricia agestis (brown argus)
Lineage: Eukaryota; Metazoa; Arthropoda; Insecta; Lepidoptera; Lycaenidae
Gene: dsx
Product: protein doublesex
Exons: 4
Coding region: 127-969 (280 amino acids)
Biological process (GO): sex differentiation; regulation of transcription by RNA polymerase II
Cellular component (GO): nucleus
Molecular function (GO): DNA-binding transcription factor activity, RNA polymerase II-specific; RNA polymerase II cis-regulatory region sequence-specific DNA binding
Source: RefSeq, a predicted model, not a curated record
GCGGGGCGGGGCGGUGCACCGCCGGCGGGGUAAUCAGUCGCACCGAGACGGCGCCCCGAAGUGCAUGUGCGUUCGGACGCGCGCCGCUCCUACCGCGAAACUCCCGGCAACAACCCACCAGGCACCAUGGUCUCCAUGGGCGCGUGGCGGCGGCGCUCCCCCGACGACUGCGAGGAGCGCUCCGAGCCCGGCACCUCCGGCUCCGGCGUGCCGCGGGCCCCCCCCAACUGCGCCCGCUGCCGGAACCAUCGCCUCAAAAUAGAGCUAAAGGGUCACAAGCGCUACUGCAAGUAUCGCUACUGCAACUGCGAGAAAUGUCGGCUCACGGCGGACCGGCAGCGGGUGAUGGCAUUGCAGACGGCAUUGAGGCGUGCCCAGGCGCAGGACGAGGCUCGGGCGCGGGCUGCGCUGGAAACCGGUAUCCAGCCCGGCGUCGAACUGGAGCGCCCCGAGCCGCCGGUGGUCAAGUCACCGAGGAGUCCCGUGAUACCCGCCCCGCCACGCUCCCUGGGCUCGCCGAGGAGCGACUCGGUGCCGGAAUCCCCGGGAGUCUCGCCGUAUGCCCUCCAGCCGCCCUCGGCUCCUCCCCAGCCGGUCAUGACGCCGGUGUCGCCGCCGCAGCAGCCCGCGGUGUCCCUAGAAUCCCUAGUAGAAAAUUGUCAUAAGCUGUUAGAAAAGUUCCACUACUCGUGGGAGAUGAUGCCCCUAGUGCUGGUCAUCCUCAACUACGCGGGCAGCAACAUAGAAGAGGCCUCGCGGAAAAUUGAUGAAGCACAGUACGUGGUGCGGCAUUGGCAGCUGCCUCUGUACGAGCGCUCGCUGUGCUCGCUGUUGGAGCUGCAGGCGCGCAAGCGCUCGUACAACAUGUACUGCUCACCCCGGUACCUGUUCGCGCAGGAGUACCCGCCAGAGUACCUCCUGCCGCUGUCACACCCCGCGCUCCACUCGCCGCCGCCUGCGCACUUGUAGCGAUGCGUUGCUGCGCCGCGUCAGGUGGCGCACGACCCCACCGAUGCCCCGUCGACUUCGGGGGAGGCCGACCCCUAGCGCCGGGGUGGGGCGGACCGUAGCCAUUAGAUCUGUAUACAUGUAUAUAACUUACGCUAUCGUUACAUAAGUAGGACCAUUGAGAAGCCAACGAAGGCCGGAAUCUGUCACCUAUUUGGAUUUAAACUACAUUACACACGAGCGUUUUGUGAGUUGAAAGUAGCGAUUGAAUGCAGCAUGAAAUUCGGCUGCAUUCACACGAGCGUAAUUUUGUAAGUUAAGAUUAGUAUGAAAAUUAUUUUGGGGGUUAAUUCUGCGACUCGUGACUCGCAAAAUUACUCUCGUGUGGCUUCACCCUAACUAAAAUAGUUAUUAAGUCAACAGUGGUAAAGGUUUUGUACAUAUUUUAUUGUUUAAGUUACCACAGUCAGUUAAAUCCGCUUUCGGAUUUGUGGUCGCGCUCAAUGUUUGGUAAAUGAGUCAAUUUCUAGACAGAUCUAGACCUAUAUGGCUAUGGUGAAACAGAGUCAAGAAGGUAUACUUCCAACAUGAUAUUUACAAACAAAAUGUUUGUUAUUUCCCAGGCUGUGUAUGUGGAUAAGGACACAAUAUGUUUUCUUAUUUUCUUGUUGUUGUGUAAAAAUAGUUUUUAUCGAACGAGUCUUUGUAAAAGUUUAGGUUAUUAAGUAGGUACUUAUUAAGAAUUUGUUGUUUUUUUAAUACACACGUCGUGUUUUCAUGUACAUUUAAAACUGGGUUUGUUUUUAUGUUCAUUAUAUUAUAUUGUUUUAUCCCGUAUUCUGCGUUAGGUCCGUGCAAUACAAUUUAAAAUACUGUUACUAUCAGAUCCUCAUUGUCUGGAAAGAUAAACUUGGUGGUAAAAUAUUAAGAGUUCUUUCAGAAAAACGUACAAGGAAAAUACGCGUAAAAGAAGAAAUAGGCAUAUGGCCUAGCCAAGUUCUAAGAUAAUGGAACUGGGUGAUAUAUUAAAACAAAAAAUGACUUGUGCCUACUAAAAUAGGGAAAAAUAUGUAGUUUUAAUUCAGAGUUCUCGUUUAGAAUUUUAUGUUUACUAAUGUAUUCAAUACAAAUAGCACGAUACUAUAAUGAAUACUGAUUGCAAAGAGGGUGGUAGUGUAAGGACGCAACCGUAGGGCGGAGCGAGGCCGCCCAAGCCACGAAACUUCCGUCCCGACUUCUCUGUCCCGACGGCUUAUUAUAUAUUACAUCGAUUUAUUUUAACAAUAUUAAUGCAUAAAGUAAAUACUAAGAGUUGCGAAUGUUUUCACUUGUUACUUUGUCUUGAUAAUUGUACGUCAUGUCUUUAAUGCUAAGUACUCACAUACGGUUUUACUCGAUCGAGCAAUCACGUCUCACAAUUCGUACACAUGCUUGAGUAACUCAAGCGUGUUUGCUAGAUUAAUGCUGAACUUGUGGACGAAAGCCCAAGCCGUCGAUUUUACUCUACGUGAUUGAUCGAUCGAGUAAAAUCGUAUAUGAGAACUUAGCAUAAGGUUUUUCAGCCCAAAAAUUAAAUUUAUUGGAAAUCUUUUUCCCUCUUUUGAAAAGAGAUUUACUUUUCGAAGUUCGUCUUUAAUGUUACGACGUCAGUCCAAAUAAUAACUGGUAAUUACAAAUAAUACAAUACAAAUAAUUUGUUUCCAGAAAAAUACAAUAUUAUACAACUUCAGAUUAAGACAAAUCCCCACACUAGGCAUAGCCUGUCCUGUGGGGCCAGUAGCAGUAAUUAUAUUCGAAAUAUAAAAAAAGAGAAUCAUUAUAACAUAAUCGUUCGACUAGUGUCUCAUACUUAUUUUCAAAUGUAGUAGUCGUAAUAAUAAUAUGUAGAUAUUACACGUCCCAAAUUUAAAAAUAAAAUAUGUAUUUUGAAGAUUUAAAACAAGAGUAGGUACCUUAAAUAUCUUAGGUAGUGUAUUAAAAACAAUCUCCAUCCCUUAAUCCCGUUUUCCAAAUUAAACCUAUCCGUCGAUAUUUUACCAAUGAGUGAUAAUGAUAAUUGAAAUUUUGAUCUCAAUUGAAUUAGAAAUUAAAUUAAAAAAUAUAUAUUAUAAAACUUCAGCAAUAUCAUCCAAAGGAAAAUCUUUAUUAUAA